AUGAAAGGCUUCCUCGGCUUGACGCUGCUCCCAGCAUUGGCAGUUGCGUCACCAACAUGGGUGGAAUCUAUCCACAACGGGGCUGCCCCCGUCUUAUCAUCUAUGACCUCGCAAGAGAUCCCCGAUAACUACAUUGUCGUGUUUAAGAAGCAUAUCAGCCCGUCAGUGGCCUCUGCUCAUCACAGCUGGGUGCAGGACAUUCACAGCACCCAUAGCCAGGAGCGUAUGGAGCUGAAGAAGCGUGGUCUCUUUGACUUCGACUUCGAGACCUCCUUCCUGGGUAUGAAGGACACCUUCCACGUCGCUGGCUCGCUCAUGGGAUACUCUGGUCACUUCCACGAGGAUGUCAUCGAACAGGUCCGCCGGCAUCCGGAUGUCGAAUAUAUUGAGAAGGACUCCGAAGUCCGCCACUAUGAACAACCCGUUGUUGAGAACGGCGCCCCCUGGGGUCUAGCCCGUAUUUCUCACCGUGACAGCCUUUCCUUCGGUAGCUUCAACAAGUACCUCUACGCCGAGGAUGGCGGUGAGGGUGUUGAUGCUUAUGUGAUUGACACUGGUACCAACGUUGACCACGCUGACUUUGAGGGUCGUGCCAACUGGGGCAAGACUAUCCCUCAGGGCGAUGAAGAUGAAGAUGGAAAUGGUCACGGCACUCACUGCUCCGGUACCAUCGCUGGUAAGAAGUACGGUGUCGCCAAGAAGGCCAACGUCUACGCCGUCAAGGUUCUGCGCUCUAGCGGCUCUGGCACCAUGUCUGAUGUUGUCAAGGGUGUAGAGUGGGCUGCUGAGGCUCACAUCAAGAAGGCUAAGGACGCCAAGUCCAAGGGCAAGAAGGGCUGGAAGGGCAGUGUUGCCAACAUGUCGCUGGGCGGCGGUAGCUCGCGUACCCUCGACCUUGCUGUCAACGCCGCUGUCGAUGCUGGUAUCCACUUCGCCGUCGCUGCUGGUAAUGACAACGCCGAUGCUUGCAACUACUCUCCUGCUGCUGCCGAGAAGGCCGUUACCGUCGGUGCCUCCACCCUGGCUGAUGAGCGUGCCUACUUCUCCAACUACGGAAAGUGCACUGACAUCUUCGCCCCUGGCCUGAACAUCUUGUCCACCUGGAUUGGCAGCGAGCACGCUGUUAACACCAUCUCUGGAACCUCCAUGGCCUCUCCUCACAUUGCCGGUCUGCUGGCCUACUAUGUCUCUCUGCAGCCCGCUUCCGACUCGGCUUUCGCCGUUGCUGAGAUCACUCCUAAGAAGCUCAAGGAGGCUCUGAUCACCGUCGCCACCUCCGGUGCUCUGACUGAUAUCCCCUCCGACACUCCUAACCUCCUCGCCUGGAACGGUGGUGGUUCAUCCAACUACAGCGACAUCGUUGCCGCUGGUGGCUACAAGGUCGACGCUGUCGACAAUGUCAAGGAUCUCAAGGAUCUGGUUGACAGUGCUGAGAAGGCCGCUCACCAGGAGCUCAGCGCCAUCUACAGCCACAUCAAGGAUGCUGUCUCAGCUUAG
This is a messenger RNA of Penicillium angulare, 1497 nucleotides long. RefSeq names its product S8 family peptidase. Bases 1 to 1497 code for a protein of 498 amino acids. The transcript is spliced from 3 exons. Gene Ontology annotation, biological process: proteolysis. The record is from RefSeq and is a predicted model, not a curated record. Gene Ontology annotation, molecular function: serine-type endopeptidase activity. Lineage: Eukaryota; Fungi; Ascomycota; Eurotiomycetes; Eurotiales; Aspergillaceae.